AUGGCCUUCACUCAGGCCUUGGUCACCCUGCUGGCUUUGCUUCCCGGGACCCUGCCACACACACUCGAUGAGAACUCAGCUCCUAAAAAGGCCAACGGAGAAAAGUGUGUCCACCACACCCAGUGCUUGAGUGACUGUUGCCUCAUAGACCUGGAAAGAAGCGGGGCCUUCUGCACCUCCAAGUCCCGGGUAGGCAUGGCGUGCUUGCCACAGACCAAGGGGAGCCUGAACAUCAUGUGUCCCUGUCGAUCUGGCUUAAGCUGUCAUUCUAAAGACCCCAUAUGUCCCCGUCGCUGUCAAAUGAUAUAG
Apodemus sylvaticus (European woodmouse) is the source of this 309-nucleotide messenger RNA. It is a transcript of the gene Clpsl2, whose product is annotated as colipase like 2. Bases 1 to 309 code for a protein of 102 amino acids. Lineage: Eukaryota; Metazoa; Chordata; Mammalia; Rodentia; Muridae. The record is from RefSeq and is a predicted model, not a curated record. Gene Ontology annotation, cellular component: extracellular region. The transcript is spliced from 3 exons. Gene Ontology annotation, biological process: lipid catabolic process; response to food; digestion. Gene Ontology annotation, molecular function: enzyme activator activity.